Parastagonospora nodorum SN15 is the source of this 393-nucleotide messenger RNA. RefSeq lists its product as hypothetical. NCBI's taxonomy places the organism in Eukaryota, Fungi, Ascomycota, Dothideomycetes, Pleosporales, Phaeosphaeriaceae. The transcript is spliced from 2 exons. The record is from RefSeq and is a predicted model, not a curated record. The coding region runs from base 1 to 393 and encodes 130 amino acids.
AUGUGGCUGAACAAAUCCUUUGGCUUAUCACCUCCUUUCACUUCGCUUCGCUUCAUGAACGCCACACCACCUGCCAUUCGGGGUUCCAUCCCAAUUUUAUCUAGAGAUCUAGGCAAACAAUGUGUGCAGACGUUUAUCGUUAUUCUUGCGUUGACGUUUGUCAUUAAUUUCUACAAUCUGGGCUACUACGCCUUUCUAUGGCACAUGCGCCUUGCUGUGGACAUCUGCGAGCCUUCUGAGGUCGGCCCACUUCUGCGACAACGAGGUAUUGUGUACAAGGAUUUCAUCAACAUCAUCGAUCACAAGCUGGUAGUCGUUUGUGAUUUACCCGGGUGUUGGGCCAGUAGGAAGAACAGAAAAGCUGAGCCAACAACACGGUCUGGCAAAGGUUAG